This is a messenger RNA of Colletotrichum scovillei, 2195 nucleotides long. RefSeq names its product pre-mRNA splicing factor. Gene Ontology annotation, cellular component: cytoplasm; ribonucleoprotein complex; nucleus. The record is from RefSeq and is a predicted model, not a curated record. Gene Ontology annotation, molecular function: mRNA binding. NCBI's taxonomy places the organism in Eukaryota, Fungi, Ascomycota, Sordariomycetes, Glomerellales, Glomerellaceae. Bases 872 to 1825 code for a protein of 317 amino acids. The transcript has 7 exons.
UUUCGAACUCACAGCUCCUAGCCUCCUGCUGUUUCCCCUGCUCCUUUUUUUUUUUUUCUAUCCAAGAGGAAAAGGAAGAAAUCAAGCUCCUUCUCAUCCUCUUCCUCCUAAGUUCCUACCUACCUUACCGAAUCGCAAGGAACAUAGGUUCACCAGGUACCCACUGUUUGUACCGCGGUACCUCCCGUCGCAGAGGUAAGGAACUUUACCGCUUGCCCAAGGGUACCUACCUACCUUGCUGUGUAGCUACCUGAGGUACGGAUGCCACCAACCUACCUAAGCAAUAUCAAAUACCUUCCAUUUGCCUGACCACCACACCUACCUACCUCACCUUGUCCCAUUCUCCUCAAACCACCACAACCACAUCCAUUCCAGAACCCCUCCUCUUCCUCCUCUUCCGAAUCCUGCGCCCUCGACCUCUCACACAGUUAGAUCCCAUCUCUGCUCCGACCAAUCGCAUCGCGACUCGACCGACCGGGUCAGCGUCGAAAUCCCCGUCUUCAUAAUAUCCCCGCCCACCAACCGUCCCCCGUCGAUUCAAUUCCCCUCUCGCAGACGUCGAGCAACGACUAGACCGGGCAUCUCGUCUUCCUGAAUCGUCAGUAUACCUGAAUUUUUGCGCCUUGGUCAAAGCUGGCCUCGACCGUUGAAGCUUCGUCCUUCCCGGUCCAGUCGCCCCAUUUUCUGCCUUCGCAGCUAUUCCAUCAGGACUGCUCUGGAAACCCUUUGGACAUCUCUCCCUGCCCGGUCUGCGGGCCAUCGCCUCCGCGAAUUCUCCUCCAUCCAGACCGGAAUCUUGGGCCAACCUUUGUUUCUAUCCAACGACCGACCCUGACUGUUUACCCAAGGACGCAUCAUAUUGAAAGCCACAAUGACCGAGGUAUCCUCCACCAGGCUGUACCUGGGAAAUCUCCCUCGCAAUGCCACCAAGGCUGAUGUCGAGGCCCAUUUCGCGACCCAUGGCACCGGCGAAAUUACCGAAAUAAAGCUCAUGAACGGAUUCGGCUUCAUCGAGUACAAGGAUGCCAUGGAUGCUCGCGAUGUUGUUCCUGCCUUCCAUGGAUCCGACUUCAUGGGCGAACGCUUGACUGUACAAUUUGCCCGUGGAACCCGUCACAGGGAGGGCGGCAGUGCCGGCGGCUUUGGCAACAAUGAGCGCGCUCCUCCCAGGCCUCGCCGCACUCCCCACCGAAUGCAGAUCACGGGACUUCCCACCGAUACCAGUUGGCAGGACCUCAAAGACUUUGCUCGUCAGUCAAGCCUUGACGUUGUCUACUCGGAAACGCCCCGCGACGGCAACGGGCGCGGCUUCGUUGAAUUCGAGACUGCGGCGGACUUGAGAACCGCUGUCGAGAAGCUUGAUGGCCGGGAAUUCAAGGGAAGCCGCGUCACCUGCGUAGCAGACACUCAACCGGACAUGCCGCCCCGUGGCGACAUGCGCAGCGCUCGGUCUCGUUCCCCCGGCGGCGGCCGUCGACCCUACCCGCCUCCAGUCGACGACUACGACCGACGUGGUCCCCCGAGAGGCUACAGCCCACGCAGAGAUGGUUAUCGUGAGGGAUACCGUGAGCGUAGUCCCCGCCGCGAGUACUACGACGAGCGUGCUCGUUACCGCUCUCCUCCGCGUCGCCCCAUGGACGAUUACCCUCCUCCACGAGGCCGCUACGACGACCCUUACCGACGGGACUACCCCCCGCCGCCCGACCCCUAUGUCAACGGCAGAGGGCCGUAUGAUCGCCCCCCUAGAGACUUCCCUCCCAGGGAAGCAGGUUACCCGCGUGAUGGGUACCCUCGCGAGUAUGACCGUGGUGGCCGUUACUGGUAACUCACUCCUGCUCAUAAACUUGCCUCAUAGGGGCUGUCCUUGACUCUGCAUAGAUCCUGGAAGCACCUCCACUCUAGUGGCUCAAGCCACAAUGGUAAAUAUCAAUGGCAACAAGCGGUGUUCCGUGAGAAUGAAUUAGGAUGAGGUAGUUGAGCAGUGUUAGGCUUGCGCCUCUACGGUGUUCGUCAAGCAGACGUUCCAGGCAUGUUUCAAAUUGCGAUUUUUGUCGAAGCAUCAUCAACAACACAGCUGUGGAUGCAACGAUUCUGGGUCCGUUGAGUUCAGGAGGGGAAAAAAAUGUCGAGUGCCUGAUGUAUAUUGUACGAUUACAUGCAUGGAUAUCCACCAAAAAUGAAAUGGCGUAUUCGCU